This is a messenger RNA of Vanderwaltozyma polyspora DSM 70294, 1017 nucleotides long. RefSeq names its product ribosome biosynthesis protein KRR1 (gene KRR1). Gene Ontology annotation, molecular function: RNA binding. Lineage: Eukaryota; Fungi; Ascomycota; Saccharomycetes; Saccharomycetales; Saccharomycetaceae. Gene Ontology annotation, cellular component: nucleolus; small-subunit processome. The record is from RefSeq and is a predicted model, not a curated record. The transcript has a single exon. Bases 1 to 1017 code for a protein of 338 amino acids.
AUGGUCUCUACUCAUAAUAAGGAUAAACCUUGGGAUACUGAAGAUAUAGAUAAAUGGAAGGUUGAAGAGUUUAAACCAGAGGAUAAUGCUUCAGGUUUACCAUUUGCGGAAGAGUCCAGUUUUAUGACUUUAUUCCCAAAAUAUAGAGAAAUAUAUUUGAAGUCUGUAUGGAAUGACGUGACGAAAGCUUUAGAUAAACGUCAUAUUGCCUGUACCUUGGAUUUAGUUGAAGGUUCUAUGACUGUCAAGACUACUAGAAAGACUUUUGAUCCAUAUGCAAUUUUAAAAGCCAGAGAUUUGAUCAAGUUAUUAGCAAGAUCAGUCCCAUUCCCCCAAGCUAUAAAAAUAUUAGAAGAUGAUAUGGCUUGUGAUGUUAUUAAGAUUGGUAAUUUUGUUACUAAUAAAGAAAGAUUCGUUAAAAGAAGACAACGUCUGGUUGGUCCAAACGGUAACACUUUGAAAGCUUUAGAAUUAUUGACUAAAUGUUAUAUUUUAGUUCAAGGUAACACUGUUAGUUGCAUGGGUCCAUUUAAGGGUUUAAAAGAAAUUAGAAGAGUCGUUGAAGAUUGUAUGAAAAAUGUGCAUCCGAUUUAUCAUAUUAAAGAAUUAAUGAUCAAAAGAGAGUUGGCUAAAAGACCAGAAUUGGCUGAUGAAGAUUGGUCAAGAUUUCUACCAAUGUUCAAAAAGAGAAACGUUGCCCGUAAGAAGGCUGCUAAACCUAAGAAAGAAAAGAAGGUCUACACUCCAUUCCCACCUGCUCAACAACCUAGAAAGGUUGAUUUGGAAAUUGAAAGUGGUGAAUACUUCCUAAGUAAGAAGGAAAAGGAAGUUAAACGUCUACAGGAACGUAGAGAAGAACAAUCUCAGAAACAAAUAGAGAAGGAGAAAGAAAGAAGUAAAGACUAUGUGGCUCCAAUGGAAGAAGAAUAUAAAAGUACAAUAACCAAAUCUUCCAAAAAACGCAGCAUCUCUACUUCUGAUGAUUCUUCAAAAUCAAAAAAGAGUAAGAAAGAAUAA